AUGGGAGACUUCCCGGGAACGGUCGACGCGGAACCUGCGCCGGAAGCGUUCCAGGGAUUCUCGCCGUCACCCAGUCUUCACCAGGAACAGCCAGCUGUCAGUGACAGGGCUGUGUCGUCGGUACAACAUCGUCGAGAACUUCAGCAGAAGCGAUCCUCUCUUCCCCCUCAACCACACGGCACCGCUCGCCACGCCAAACGUCUGACUCUCAAUUUCCCCAUCAAUAUUGUCCCCGGCUCGGAUUUGGAUCCUAAUAUCGCAUCUCCUGGAUCUAUGACCCCUGUAACCUUUUCUUCCGCCCGUCCAUCGCCCGCUGCCGCCACCGGGACCCCGGUCAUCUUCGACGGUGAAGACGACGGCUCGAGCCUUCUAACCGCCAUUGCGUCGCAAGAACGAAAAGUGCUGGAGCUUCGCGAAGAGCUGCAACGAGCCGAGGCGGAGCUGGAUACCCUGAAGAAGCAAUGGGCCUCAUCAGAAACAACCAAGAAGCGGACGGAGAUCAACCAUCGAGCGGAGCCUCUGGUACCUCUCCGCUCUUCCGAGGAGAUUGCCAGGGACGAGCCGAGCCAGCAUCGCAGAGAACGCAGUGCAGGCACAGCAGAGGGCCCUGCCACCGUGCAGGCUCGACUGAGCCGUGAUCUGGAGCGCCGUCAAAGCCUGCGGGUGGCUGUGCAUGCCGGCACUUCGAUCUCUGCCAACGGUCGGCGCGUUUUCCAGGGUUCUCAUGCCCGGACCCUCUCACUUCUCUCGCCGGCUUCCAGCUCCGGUCAGCCAGGCUCUGAUGCGGAUGGUAGUCGUGCGACCAGGACCCCGCGGUCGGCGACUUUGCCUUCUGUCGAACGCAGCACUGCGCUGGAGAACGUCAACCAGUCGUCGGAAGAUGUGAUCUCGCAGUGGCGCAGGACAAUGCCGCCUCCGUCGCGGGAGGCCCUCGUGCGCACGGGCAAGCAGAUGGCUUCGGAUCUGAGAGAAGGCUUGUGGACGUUCCUGGAGGACAUUCGACAGGCCACCGUGGGCGAAGAAGGAAUCAGUGCAACCCAGUCGAGAGGCGUACCGCCGCCGCGGAACCGGGAUUCCAGCUCCACGUCUCGAAGCAGAGACCGAUUGUCGGUGCAUGGAGGUAAAUUGUCACGGUCGCCGUCGUCCACGCGAGGCAGGGCUGGGGAGACGAAACUUUCUACUGGUAAAGACACUAAAUCGGCGGACAUAGAUGUGUCAUUCUGGAGUGAAUUCGGCAUUGAUACACCUGGGCAGAAGUCCGUGAAACAAACUCGCGGAGCCUCAAAUACCCCACACGGGGCGACCGAACAAGAAAGAUCGAACGACAAUCUCGACGUUGAAGACAACUGGGAGGACUGGGAUACUCCUCAGCCGAAGAAGAUGCACACCCCGUCUUCGAGCCGCUCCACGCUCGAGUCCAAGCACGACCAGUCUCCGAUGACCCAGACCAGUAGCCCUCGUACAAGCGGCAGUUUUGGCGACUGGCGCGCCACCCAUGAUGAUUUUAUCCCCGAUCCCAGUGUUUCCGACGGUAUCCCCUGGCCUGCCAUCACCAAGUUCGCUCCUUCGAAACUGACGCGCACGGCGUCGAACCUGAUGGACGAAUGGGAACGCAGUCUCUCGCCCUCUCCUGACAGAACGGGCCAAACGAGUCACUCGCCCCUCGGCAAGGACGAUAAGAAGGAAUGA
This is a messenger RNA of Aspergillus clavatus NRRL 1, 1689 nucleotides long. Its product is annotated as DUF4048 domain-containing protein. The transcript is spliced from 2 exons. The coding region runs from base 1 to 1689 and encodes 562 amino acids. The record is from RefSeq and is a predicted model, not a curated record. Lineage: Eukaryota; Fungi; Ascomycota; Eurotiomycetes; Eurotiales; Aspergillaceae.